AUGCUGUUAUCUAUGUUUGAGUUUACCCCGGUCACAGUUGUCUGCUUGACCAUUGCUGUGGUCAGUCUGUUCGGUAGAACUGAUGGCACUACUGGCGAUGAGAGGGCACAUACAAGGACUCGAAAUAUUCGUUCCGUACUUCAAGAUGACUCGCUGAGAACUAGGAUUAGCCUGCCUCGAGAUGACUCAAUGCCUGCCACAGUUGUUCCCGAUGAUGCAACUAUUCUCUACAGUGGGAGCCUUCCCAACAACACAAAAUUCAUGCCUGAGGUUGGCAACGGACACAUUGCCACGGUGGUACAGAGCGACACCAUGUUCAUGAAUGGUCUUUACAACGGGUACAACAAGACAAGCCAUAGAGCCAGAAUUCCAUCUACUGCCGGGUACAGCAUCGACAAAGUUCUCCCAGCUGAACUGACCAGGUCCUACACCUUAGAUGUAGGCAGAGGUUUGUUUACAGAAUCACACUUGAGUGAUGACGCCAAAAUCUCCUUAAGAACGUACGCCCACAGACUGUAUACUUCAACCCUGGUCACAGAGCUAGUAAUUUCUCGUCGUAAUAACGACACUGAAGUGGGUGCUCUUGUGCGUUUAAAUUCCGGAAGUCCCAGUGAAGACAUUGACUUUAAGGACUUGAGCGACGGGCUCAUACACGGCAGGACUCUUACAGCCGAGUACCCGGAGAUUGCAGGCACCACGGAGUUUUAUAUGAAAGUGUCACCAUCAUUACAUGGAGUUGUGAGACUGAGCCCCGAAAAUCUGACCGAAACGUUUCUGGCUGUGACAGUUAUUGACGUUCAUCAAGAGGCAGUAGAAGCAGAGUAUGCCGAAGUGAUCAAGGCCUUUGAAGAGGGCACCUUGCUUUCUAGCCACGUUAAUGAGUGGAACAAGCUGUGGAGCAGCGGCAGGAUUGAUGUGGAAGGGGACGCAAACAUUGCCAAACUUAAUUACGCAUCCUUGUAUUAUAUACUUUCUUCUCUCCCUUCAAAUGGGAGCCGUAAGGAUUGGCCUUUCAUUGGACUCUCUCCGUGUGGACUGGCGCAUGGGAGAAAAGAUCAGGACGCUAGAGGUAACGUGUUCUGGGAUCAAGAGAUCUGGAUGUUCCUACCAAUAGCCCUGCUCUACCCUGACCUGGGACGCCUCAUUGUAGAAACAAGGACCAGAAUUCUGGAGUCGGCUAGAAAAAACGCUCAGCAAACAGGCUGGGAGGGAGCAUUGUAUCCUUGGGAGUCGGCUUUCACAGGUCUAGAAACCUGUCCAUUAGCGGAGUGUAGCCUGUACGUUCACAUAAACGGCGAUGUUUCAUUCAUGAUACGCCAGUACUGGCAGUUGACAAACGACAAGGAGCUGAUGAUCAAUGGAUCAGGGGCGGAGGCAGUGUGGGAGACGGCAAAAUACUGGUGCUCCAGGGCCACCUAUGAAUCAAUUACAGAUGCAUACAGGAUAACAGGCGUCAUACCCCCAGAUUACCCUCACCAGUCAGUCAACGAUUCGUCCUACACAAACAGCAUAGCAGCCAUCAAUCUGGCCUUCGCCAACCAGCUAGCUCUUGAGUUUGGGAAGGCAGAAAAUACAACGUGGAAGGAAGUUGAAAACAAACUACAUCUGCCUUACAAUGCUGUAGAGGACUUUCAUCCUGAAUUCGACGGUUUCAAUGUUCUUGAUGACGUGGAAGAGGCGGACGUGGUGCUCCUGGGGUUUCCCCUCAUGGUGCCUAUGAAUAUAUCCACGAAGCGUAAUGACCUGACCAUUUACGAGAGACUGUCGAAAAUUGACAGAGUUCCUACACAGACUUGGAGCAGUUUCCUCACGGGAUGGCUGGAAUUAGGAGAUGAAAUAAAAGCUGCUGAACUCUUUGCCAGAUCCCUAAGAAACGUACAGCAGCCGUUUCUGGUUUGGUCUCAGUAUGAAAAUGUCGACGACCCAACAAAUUUUAUAACCGGAAUGGGCGGGUAUCUCCAGUCUGUUUUGUUUGGAUAUGGAGGUGCCAGAUUGCACGACAACAACAUGACUUUCAACCCAAGACUAAUUCCUGGCACAACAGCAGUCAAAUUUACGGGUAUCAAUUACAGAGGAUGCAAUUUUGAUGUCCACUACACCAAAGACACCAUGACAGUCACACUGACAGCAAUCAUGCCAGGUCACCGAAGUUUAGAUAUUCUUUUUGAAGACAAAAUUAACUGGCAGGAAAUGAUGAACGGUCAAAACAUUAACGCUAGAAGGCAGCAUUUUAUAAUUAGAAGUAGCCAAUAA
Messenger RNA from Candidula unifasciata, 2253 nucleotides. The record is from the annotation of a GenBank genome assembly. NCBI's taxonomy places the organism in Eukaryota, Metazoa, Mollusca, Gastropoda, Stylommatophora, Geomitridae.